Messenger RNA from Cucumis sativus (cucumber), 1247 nucleotides. RefSeq names its product 50S ribosomal protein L7/L12. The record is from RefSeq and is a predicted model, not a curated record. Gene Ontology annotation, molecular function: structural constituent of ribosome. Gene Ontology annotation, cellular component: ribosome. NCBI's taxonomy places the organism in Eukaryota, Viridiplantae, Streptophyta, Magnoliopsida, Cucurbitales, Cucurbitaceae. Gene Ontology annotation, biological process: translation. Bases 133 to 639 code for a protein of 168 amino acids. The transcript has a single exon.
UUUCAAUUAGUUUUGAGGGUCACUAAUGGAAGGUGAAACCCUAAUGAAUUCAGAGACGCUUCGAUGAAACACGAUUCUCUGUGACUUACCAAUACCGUCGUCGGUCUCCGCCACAAACCCUAAUACCUCGAAAUGCCAUCAAUUGCCUCCAAACUUCCGGCCAAAUCUUUAGUGAGGCUUCUCACUGUCGCUCCAAGACCAUUGCUAGUUCGGUCCCUCAGCACCGUCGCCGAGGAACGAACCCAGAAACUCGAGAGGAUCGCCGAUGAGCUCCUCGACCUCACUAAAAUCGAACGACAUGACUAUGCCAUCCUCUUCCGGUAUAAAAUGGGUUUAAACAAGUACGGGCCUGCAGUUUCUGGGCUAAGUGCACCAGGUUCAGCCGCCGCCGGAUCUGCCGCCGCCGAAACAAAAGAAGCUGAGAAAACUGUUUUUGAUAUAAAGCUCGAGAAAUUUGAUGCGGCGGCCAAGAUCAAGAUCAUAAAGGAGGUAAGAACGUUCACUGAUUUGGGUCUGAAAGAGGCUAAGGAUUUGGUGGAGAAGGUGCCCGUGGUGCUCAAGAAGGGAGUAACAAAAGAUCAAGGAAACCCAAUUAUUGAGAAGCUUAAGGAAUUGGGAGCUACUGCUGUAUUGGAAUGACUUUUUUUCUUCUCCUCUGUCAUUUCAUACGUUAUUUUUGGAGUAAAAUAAUGCUGCCCUUGUUGGAGAACUAUCGAAAUUUUUUCAAAGUGCCAAGAUUUAUGAAGAUUACAAUUCAAAGUCAUAUUGUUGCUUGACUCGAUUUUCAAAGUACAUUUGGUUUUUUCCCCUUUGACAUUUCUCCGCCGGAUUUGCAAUGAGAAUCAGUUUCAUUCUGACGUUCCUAGCCGGACCUGAUGAAUUUAGCCAAUCUAUAAUCCCCAUGUAAACGAAGGGGAAGAAUAUGUCCUAAAAGCUCUCUCUCCUCUUCUACCCAUUUGAGAUGUGAUAUAAGAAAAAUCUCUACUUCUUGUUCGGUAAAAUUCCCCGAGGGAAAAGCUAUAUGUAUUUUGUUCUUUCCAUGAGAUUCUUGAAGAACAAUUGAACAAUUUUAAUUAUGUUGCUUCUCUUCUCAUGUGGGCUUAAUUCUUGACAAAAAGUUGUCAAAGAAUUGAUCUUCGUUCUUUGACGAUCGGUUUAUUUCUUCCUUUUUCCAUGGGUUUAAGGGGCUUUUAUAAUCUGAAUUAUAUCUAAUUAAUCAAGUUUAAUGAUAAAUUCUCCCUUUUUUC